This is a messenger RNA of Eptesicus fuscus (big brown bat), 1370 nucleotides long. It is a transcript of the gene LAT, whose product is annotated as linker for activation of T cells. Lineage: Eukaryota; Metazoa; Chordata; Mammalia; Chiroptera; Vespertilionidae. Gene Ontology annotation, biological process: signal transduction. The transcript is spliced from 12 exons. The coding region runs from base 1 to 702 and encodes 233 amino acids. The record is from RefSeq and is a predicted model, not a curated record. Gene Ontology annotation, cellular component: membrane.
AUGGAGGCGGCCAUCCUGCUCCCCCUGGUGCUGGGCCUCCUGCUGCUGCCCCUCUUGGCGGUGCUGCUGAUGGCACUCUGCGUGCGCUGCCGAGAGCUGCCAGACGCCUAUGACAGUGCUGUGCCUGACAGCCUGCCAAGUAGCAUCGUGAUCAAAAGGCCUCCCACACUAGCCUCCUGGCCACAGGCUGCUGUGACCUCCUGUCCACCAUUGAGCCAGCCAGACCUGCUCCCCAUCCCGAGAUCCCCACAGCCCCCAGGGGGCUCCCACCGAAUGCCAUCCGCUCGGCAGGACUCCGAUGGCACCAACAGUGUGGCCAGCUAUGAGAAUGAGGAGCCGGCCUGUGAGGACGAGGACGACGACGAGGAGGAGGACUAUCACAACGAGGGCUACCUAGAGGUGCUUCCUGACACUGUCCCGGCCACGGCCACGUGCACCGCGGUCCCAGCAGCUGCCGCGCCAAGCAACCCCGGCCUCCGAGACAGCGCCUUCUCCGUGGAGUCGAGGGAGGACUAUGUGAACGUUCCCGAGAGUGAGGAGAGUGCCGACGCGUCUCUGGAUGGGAGCCGGGAGUAUGUGAACGUGUCCCAGGACCUGCAGCCCACUGUGAGGACUGAGCCCGCCACCUUGAGUUCCCAGGAGGCAGAGGAAGAGGAGGAAGAGGGUGCCCCAGAUUAUGAAAAUCUGCAGGAGCUUCAAUGAGACCUCAUGAGGCGUGCUGUCCUAGAGCUGCCUUCCUGGGAGGGCUGAGCUGGGCAGCUGGAAGUGGCUCCGGGAGGCCCACGUGGCACCCCACCCUGGCUCCAGCCUGACAACAGCCUGAGAAUUUCCCCCCUAACUUAUUGUCACUUUGGGGUCCAGUCUGGGUGCCCCCAACGCUGCACCUUCUGACACAGCCUGAGAAUCAAGGGCCUUGGCCCCCGGCCCUGCUCUCUACAGAAUAAAGGCUGGCGUGGUCUGUGGCUCUUGGCUCUGGGGACCCAGUGGCGGGGUCAGGGUUGGGGGGGGCAGAGGGUCUGCGUGUGUGCGCCUGUGCGUGUGUGUGGGUCCCUAUCCCCCCCAAGGCUCCAGCUCCUCCAGGUCCUGGCCAGCUGCUGUGUGAGCAACCGAGAGGCCAGGACGGGUCGCCUUCUGAGCGAGGCCAGUGUGACCCAGCCUGGCACUUUGGGCCCCGACGCACGUCCCUGAGACAGUGCACAGACGGAGGCUGUGCUGGUGGUGGAGCGGCGUGAAGGCCCACUGGGCGGGCCCUAGAGCCACCCUCGCUGCCGGCCCGCUUCCCCGUCUUUGAAAGAGGACUUGAUGACUUUGAAAGGCUUUGUUAGUUUUUACCUUUUGUGGUUCUCAAUAAAACAGAACUUAAAAAUGGU